Messenger RNA from Cuscuta epithymum, 2741 nucleotides. Lineage: Eukaryota; Viridiplantae; Streptophyta; Magnoliopsida; Solanales; Convolvulaceae. The record is from the annotation of a GenBank genome assembly.
CAAACUUGAAUUUUUAAUGUUAAUUGAGUACAGUUGUUAGAUUGACACUACUACGUAUUUACUUGUACAAAAAGCUUUUUUGAGAGUAUAGUAAUUAUAAAAAGCGCGAAACCCACAGUGAGAUAAUCUUUUUUAUUUUUGUUCCGGGUAUCAUUUCCAACAGGUCAUGAUUAUGGGGGGAUUAAUAAAUAGAGUACAAUAUACGAUGAGCAAUACAGCACUUCCCUCAGUUCUUGUGCUCAGUCCCUCGUUUGUUCAGCAGACAUAAGCAGGGACCGUCGUCCCUACCCCUCAAAAUACAGUAUUUUGUAACCCACCAGCAAAGAUGUUUACUGUGAUGUGUACCCACCGCCUCUUUUAAUAUCCCCCACCCUCUCUCUUCUGAAAGACAUCAACUUUUUGAGGCUAUCUCCUCAUCUCUCUACCUAGAUUUCUCUGGCUUCAGUUGAGUCACAUUUUGCCUCUGUUCUCUGCUAGCAACAAAAGCAAAACUAAAAAAAAAAAAGACAAAUGAUUAUGAAUGAAAUUCAUUAAGCCCCUUUAUCUUUAUGUUUGUGGGUUUCCCCACUUUUUUUUAUGUGAAUUAAACGUUGACAAACUUCAUAUCUCAAUGCCCUUUUAGUAGUUCUUUAGUGCCUCUCCCAGAUCUACCUCCACCCAACCUAAAAGUCUAAUCUCUUUUUUUUCCUAGUAGUUUUUGGACUGAACAAAAAAUGAGCAAGGAAGAGUUCUUGAAGAUCCAGACUUGUGCUCUAAAAGUAAAUAUACACUGUGAAGGCUGUAAGAAUAAAGUGAAGAAAAUCUUGCAGAGGAUUGAAGGUAUAUUCUUAUAUCAAGACUCAUACAAGUAUAUCAUUAAUUGAUAUUCCCUAUUAUAUUUACUCAAAUUAGCAAUUUUAUGAGUGAUUUCUCGUUUUUUUUGCUUGCAACUUAUAAUCAAAAUUAAUUUUCUUGAUGUCUGGGUUAACUGUUGAAAAAGGACUGAAUUUUGAAGGUUUUUGUUCUGAAAAUUCGGGUGUAUGUUUAUGUUCUGCUACAGGGGUUUAUACUAUAGGUAUCGAAUCAGAAUCGGGCAAGGUCACAGUUUCUGGAAAUGUAGACCCUUCUACUCUGAUCAAUAAGCUGAGGAAGAAGGGCAAGCACGCGGAGUUAUGGGUUAGCCCAAAGGCGAAAAACAAUCCUAAUCAGUUCCUCGAUCAGUUCAAGAAUAUGCAAAUCGGAAAUAACAGUAAAGGCGGGAAUGACAACAAGGGGAAGGGCGUAAAAGGGAACAAUGACAUCAACAAUCAGAUGCAGAUCAAAGGUGGAAAUCUUGGAAUGCCAAAUCCCCAGCAGCUUCAGCAGCUGAAGGCUCUUCAGGAUUUAAAGAUGCAUCCUCAAUUCAAGGACAUGAAGAUGCCCAUGAAUGCGGGUGGUGGUGGUUUUGGCGGUGGUGAUGGUAAUGGAGGCAACAACCCCAAGAAUGUCAAGUUUGACAUGCCUGAUGAGGAUGAUGAUUUUACCGAUGAUGAUGACUAUGAUGAUGAUGACUAUGAUGACGAUGAUGAAGAAGAUGAUGAAGACGAUGAUGACGAUUUUGAAGAAAAAAUGGAUAACAUGCCUCCCAAUAAGAUGAAGCUUGCGAUGGAUAACAGCGGUGGCAGUGGUGGUGGUCAAAUGCCAAAAAUGAUGCAAUUCAUGAAUGGGAGGAAAGAUGGAGGUGGUGGUGGUGGAAUGAUGCCUCAGAUGGGCAUGGGAGGAGGUGGCAACAAGGGUGGCAAUGGUUUUGCGCCACCCAAUCUUAGCAGCAAAAGUAUUAUUGGUGGGCAUCAUCAAGAAGGAAAGAAUGUAGGUGGUCAGAAUAAGAGCACUAAUGGUGGCCAUGCUAGCAGUAAUGGUGGAGGUAACAAGGGAAAUGGAAAUAAGGAUGGACCUCCAAGCAUGCAAGAGAUGAUGGCAAUGAAAACCGGCUUUCCUAACAUGGGGCCAAUGGGGAACACCAACAUGUCCAUGGGCCGAACAGGUCAUAACAUGGGCGAUAUGAGUAAUAAUCUCCAAAUGGGCCGAUACCCAGCAGUCCAAGGCUUACCUGCACCAGGUAUGAACUCUGCCAGCAGCGGCAAUAACGGGGGUUACUUUCAGGCAGCCAGGCCCGAGAUUCUGGCAGGGAAUGCCUACCAACAACCCCAAAUGCCCGCGAUGAUGAUGAACCAGCAGCUGGAGCACCAGCCGAUGAUGUACCACCCUCCACAGCCACAACCAAUGAACUACAUGCACCACCAGUCUUACCCGUACUAUCCCUACCCCCCACCUCUGAUAAGUACCAACUAUGGCUCCACGUCGUCCGUCAAUGAUGACGAGAGCCCUUCAGCUUGUAUAGUUAUGUGAUCAAGUCCCAGCCAAAUUAGCUGAUGAGGUGCUGCUGGAGGUUGGUUAUAUUGGCUGAAGUGGUAGUGUGACAAAUAGUUCAACUACUUGCUAAUCUGUUGAUCUGCCAUAAUACACAAGCCAGAGAUAUGAAUAUAAUGUUCCAUUUGCUGCUUAGUUUUCUCUUUCGUUCCCCAUUUCUUUUCCCUAAAAGUCCCUUUCAAUAUCAGUAUAUAGAGUUCAAGUUUAGAGGCAUUUGAUGGGCAUGUAAGUGGGAGAUGUUUGUACAUGUAACUUGGAAACCAUAUAAUUAUAGAAAUAAAUAUUUGCUGGAGGUUUCGCUAAAACAUACUCUAGUUAGUGAAUUUCACUUUAUCUGAUACUUAAUUAUCACA